Messenger RNA from Neltuma alba, 1518 nucleotides. RefSeq names its product lon protease homolog, mitochondrial-like. Gene Ontology annotation, biological process: chaperone-mediated protein complex assembly; protein quality control for misfolded or incompletely synthesized proteins; mitochondrion organization. Gene Ontology annotation, cellular component: mitochondrial matrix. Lineage: Eukaryota; Viridiplantae; Streptophyta; Magnoliopsida; Fabales; Fabaceae. Gene Ontology annotation, molecular function: ATP binding; single-stranded DNA binding; ATP-dependent peptidase activity. The record is from RefSeq and is a predicted model, not a curated record.
AUGCCUCAUGCAUUGGAAAACUCACUGCAGGUUCUCUUUGUUUGUACUGCAAAUGUUGUGGAAAUGAUACCCAAUCCUUUGUUGGAUAGAAUGGAGGUGGUUGCAAUUGCUGGGUAUAUUACCGAUGAGAAAAUGCACAUUGCAAGAGAUUAUUUGGAGAAGACUACGCGCGAAGCAUGUGAAUAAAAACCUGAACAAGUGGAAGUUACUGAUGCUGCUCUUCUUGCCUUGAUAGAGAAUUACUGCCGGGAAGCAGGGGUCAGGAAUCUCCAAAAGCACAUUGAGAAAAUAUACCGGAAGAUAGCACUUCAACUCGUGAGGCAGGGAGCAACAAUUGAACCUCCUCUAGCUGAUGCUCAGGAUAUUGAACCUAAAGAAGCCAAAGUAGAUUUUCAGGAUAGGUUAGGAGAGAAUUGUGGUCAAGAAAAAACGAGUGGAACCUCUAUAGAGGUUGACAAGGAGCAAACAGAACUACCAGCCGAUCACUCUGAAUGCCCCGCCAAUGAAGCUGCGGACCUAGAGGACAAAAAAGAAAGUGAGAAAGAUCGGGAAAGUGAAUCAACAAUGACAGUUCAAAAAGUCUUGGUUGAUAAAUCCAAUUUAGCAGAUUUUGUUGGCAAACCUGUCUUUCAUGCCGAACGCAUCUAUGACCAGACACCCAUUGGGGUUGUCAUGGGUCUUGCUUGGACUUCAAUGGGUGGUUCCACACUGUAUAUAGAGACUACUCGCGUUGAGGAAGGGGAGGGAAAAGGUGCACUGCAUCUCACUGGUCAGUUAGGAGAUGUCAUGAAAGAAAGUGCUCAGAUUGCUCACACGGUUGCCAGAGGCAUAAUAGCAGAGAGAGAGCCAGAGAACUCAUUCUUUGCGAAUGCAAAGCUUCAUCUCCAUGUUCCCGCUGGGUCCACACCCAAGGACGGACCCAGUGCUGGUUGCACCAUGAUUACUUCACUGCUUUCCCUUGCCAUGAAGAAGCCCGUGAGGAAGGAUCUAGCAAUGACUGGGGAGGUGACGCUUACCGGAAAGAUCCUCCCAAUUGGUGGGGUUAAGGAGAAAACUAUCGCGGCUAGAAGGAGUGAGGUCAAGACCAUCGUGUUCCCUUCAGCGAAUCGGAGAGACUAUGACGAGCUGGCGCCUAAUGUGAAAGAAGGCCUUGAUGUUCAUUUUGUUGAUGAUUACAUGCAGAUAUUUGACUUAGCUUUUGGCCACGAGCAGAGUUAGAAAGUGAAGGUACUCUUACGAAAAAUAUAAUAUCAUGUCGCACACCUUGAAGGCCUUUGAGAUAAAAUUCUUUGUUGUGCUGCGGAAUGCAGCCUGAUUUUUGGAGUCCCAUCACUUCUGUGUAUUUGGUUGAGUUUUCUUCUUUUCCGGAAACGUACGGUGCAUAAUUUUUUUAAAUAUAAAUUCAAUUGUAACAAGAAUGUAUGUAUUUGAGGAUGUAAUUCCUUUGAGGUGUUUACGGUUUAAGAGAAACGCUAUAAUAAUGCCACAACAUUCAUAUUGAUCCGUCUUCAUAAAUUA